Messenger RNA from Telopea speciosissima, 2195 nucleotides. Its product is annotated as pentatricopeptide repeat-containing protein At4g26680, mitochondrial. NCBI's taxonomy places the organism in Eukaryota, Viridiplantae, Streptophyta, Magnoliopsida, Proteales, Proteaceae. The transcript has 3 exons. The coding region runs from base 199 to 1815 and encodes 538 amino acids. Gene Ontology annotation, molecular function: protein binding. The record is from RefSeq and is a predicted model, not a curated record.
ACAACCCUAACACUACACCCUCCACGGUUGCUGUAUUUUGAGAUUAUUUUCUUAUAGUCGUAAAUUGGCCGAGAUCAGAUUUGUCGGGAAACGAAAGAAUCUGGAUGUCAGAUGAACAUGAUCGUAAAGUCCACUUCAAUUGUUGACGGCUUCCAGCCUCAAUGAACCUGUAAUUCUUUCUACCUGGGUGGGAAGAGUAUGAAUUGCCUGCCAAAGCGUUGGUAUUCAUCUUUAAUUGAUUUUGCAAGCAAAAUCCCUAGCACCACCUCUGCCACAAAUGAUGGAAUUUUGGGAAGGGUUAAGUGGACUCCUCUUCCAAUACCCCAUCGAAAAAUACCUGAACCUAGAGGCCAAGAUCUUGAUUUUGUGAAUAUUGCUCACAGCCACCUUUUACACUUAGACUGGGCUAAGCUUGAUGCAUUGGCAGACGGAUUAACCCCAUUCAGAAUCAAACACAUUCUCCUGAAGCUUCACAAAGAUCAUGUGCUUUCACUGGAAUUUUUUGAUUGGGUUGAACUCCGGAGGCCCCAACUCCACACGCUUGAUACAUAUUCUAUAAUUCUUCAUAUUCUCACCAAGGCCUAUAAAUUCAGAACUGCCCAGUCUCUUUUGACGAAUACUGUCAUCCCGAAAACUCUAGAUUCACCUUCUAAGCUUUUUGAUGCUGUACUCUAUUCAUACCGCCUCUGUGAUUCAUCUCCUCAUGUUUUUGACUCCCUUUUUAAAACAUAUGCACAUAUGAAGAAGUUUAGGAAUGCCACAGAUACCUUUCGCCAAAUGAAAUUACAUGGGUUUCUCCCGACCAUCGAGUCUUGCAAUGCUUAUAUGAGCUCAUUGAUCAAUCUACGACGAACAGAUAUUGCCUUGGCAUUCUAUAGGGAAAUGAGACGGUGCCAGAUUUCUCCAAACAUUUAUACUCUCAAUAUGGUUAUGUGUGCUCUUUGUAAACUGGGGAGAUUAGAAAAGGCUAUGGAGGUGUUUAAUGAGAUGGAAACCAUGGGUUGUACACCAACUACUGCUUCUUUCAAUACAUUGAUUGCAGGGUACUGUAACCAUGGAAAUCUCAGCUUGGCUAUGAAGCUUAAAAGCACAAUGGAGAGGAAUGGGUGCCACCCAAAUGUUGUGACAUAUAAUACCCUCAUCCAUGGAUUCUGCAAAGAAGGGAAAUUGCAAGAAGCAAAUAAAUUUUUUAGUGAGAUGAAAGUUAUGAAUGUCACUCCUGACACUAUAACUUAUAAUACCUUAAUAGAUGGGUACAGUCAACUCGGCAAUAGUGAGAUGAGUGGUAGGCUUUACGAUGAGAUGUUGAGGAAUGGAGUAAAAGUUGACAUCUUGACUUACAAUGCCUUGAUUUUAGGACUGUGCAAGGAUGGAAGGACAAAGAAAGCUGCAUAUCUGGUUAAUGAGCUUGGGAAGGAGAACUUGGUUCAAAAUGCCUCGACCUUUUCUGCCCUUAUUAUGGGCCAGUGUAUGAAACAGAACUCUGAGCGUGCUUUUCAGCUAUAUAAAAGCAUGAAAAGAAGCGGCUGUCAACCAAAUGCUGGUACUUUUAAGAUGUUGAUAUCUACUUUUUGCAAGAAUGAGGAUUUUGAUGGUGCAACCCAAAUCUUGAGAGAGAUGUUGGACAGAUGUAUAGCUCCUGAUUCAAGUCUUCUACGUGAGAUUUGUGUAGGACUCUGCAAGUGUAGAAAAGUUAAAUUAGCCACAAAGCUCUGCAAUGAGAUAGAGGCAAAACACUUUAUGCCAGAGGGUUUCAAUAGAGCUGAAUAUAUCAUUGAUGAACCAGAAAUUGAGAGCAGAAAGGUAAACCCAUAAGGUUGUUUAUGCUUCUGUACAUCAACAAAAACCUUAGAAAAUUCAGCAAGUAAUUUAUUAAUUGCACAUUUUGACCAAUCUUACCAGUCUUAAGCUUUCUGUUACUUUCAUACUCUCCAUGGAGGUUUAUGUUGGUUUUCUUUGUGUGUCAGCCUUCAAUAUCCAAGUUGUCUUCAGAAAACUCUCUGUUUUCCCAAUGCUGCCGGUUGACCAGAGUAACUUCCCGCAUCAUUAACAUGGCUGGUGGUGAUUGGAAGAUGGCAUUAAUCCUUGUGCCCUCGUCUCCAGUGAAUAAUUUAACACUUACCAUUGUUGCACGAAAUAUUGCUUACAUUAUUAAUGCUGUGAAAGAAAAACUGCCAAGAGAAUCUCCAGAGGUC